This is a messenger RNA of Ectocarpus sp. CCAP 1310/34, 793 nucleotides long. Lineage: Eukaryota; Phaeophyceae; Ectocarpales; Ectocarpaceae. The record is from the annotation of a GenBank genome assembly.
UGUGGAGGUGGAAGGAGCCGUCACGGUGAACUUCGGCAAGGUCAUGGAGCGCCUUCGCAAGCUGAGGGCGGGCAUCUCUCAUCACGACAGCGCCAAGCGCUUCACGAGCCUGGGCAUCGACGUCUACAUCGGCCACGGAGAGUUCUCCUCACCCAACACCGUACAGGUGAACGGCAAGACCCUCAAGUUCAAGUCCGCCGUCGUCGCCACUGGAGGGUCGGCCGCGCUGCCGCCUAUCCCGGGUCUCAAGGAAGCCCCCUACCUCACCAACGCCUCUGUCUUCAACCUCACCGCCCUACCCAGAAGGCUGGUGGUGAUCGGAGGAGGCCCUAUCGGUCUCGAGCUGGCCCAGGCGAUGCAGCGCUUCGGGUCGGAGGUCACCGUGCUCAUCCGCUCCGGAGCUAUCAUGCCCAAGGAGGAUGACGACGCCAGGGCGAUCGUUCUAGAGUCCCUCCUCAAGGACGGCCUGAAUCUCCAGUUCCACCUCAAGUUCCUCCGCGUGGAGCACGAGAGUCCCAAGGAGGAGGGAGACUUCCCCCUCGUCAAGAUCUUCGUAGAGCAGGACGGCCAGGAGAAGGACGACCAGGAGCAGGUGUUCGAGUGCGAAGCCCUCCUGGUGGCCACCGGGCGGAAGCCCAACGUGGGCAACGUGGGCCUGGAGAAGGCGGGGGUGGAGAUCAACCCCAAGGACGGCGUUAAGGUCAACGACCAGCUGCAGACCACUAACAAGGGCGUCAUGUGUCUGUGGCGGGUGCCGCUCUCUCUGGUUGUCCUCGUCUCGACGUUGUUGUAG